Messenger RNA from Sphaerulina musiva SO2202, 2507 nucleotides. RefSeq lists its product as uncharacterized. Gene Ontology annotation, biological process: endoplasmic reticulum unfolded protein response. The transcript has a single exon. Gene Ontology annotation, molecular function: protein binding. The record is from RefSeq and is a predicted model, not a curated record. NCBI's taxonomy places the organism in Eukaryota, Fungi, Ascomycota, Dothideomycetes, Mycosphaerellales, Mycosphaerellaceae. The coding region runs from base 137 to 2341 and encodes 734 amino acids.
CACUUCCGCCCAAGAAGCUGCCACUGGAGUUCAUUAUCGCUAACAGCCUUUCCCUCGACACAUAUUCGUAGUGAAGAUGUGCACACCUACACGAUUGGCCACACAUUGAUCAUCCACUUCGCAAGCAGAUACAGCCAUGGCGCCGCCAGCAGACGCUCCGACCACAAUUACGCUACGCAUCAAGGUGCCGCCAGGACAUAUCGAGGGUGCUGCAGAUGAAUUCACGCUGGGAGCCGAUGUCCCCGUCAGCGCCUCUAUUGGCGAGAUCCGAGAACGAAUCCAACGAACAGUUGCCUCCCACCCAGCACCGGAACGGCAGCGAAUACUCUAUGCGGGGCGAGCAUUGGUGGAUAAUGAGCAGACGUUGGGAGAUGCGCUGAACAUUCGAAGAGAUCCAACACAGACGGAGUAUGUCGUGCACUUGCUCGUCAAGGGCGACGGUACCGCUGCUACGACGCCAUCUCGUGCCGGGAGCCACAGUGCUGCUGCUCGCAGUUCAGGUGCAGCGUCAACAGGUCCACCUCACACCAAUGGGAAUGGGAUUGGAAGCACUCAACAGCCUGCGCUUGGGCAACAAAGAACGGCCCAGGAUAGCUCAAACAUCGCUCAGCUCCUUCAGCAGCAGCAAGCAAGGCUCAUCGCUCAGCAGCAACAAUUUGUGCACGAUGCCCACCACAAUCGCUUCGCUGCCGGUCAAGGUCAAGGACAACAAGGUCAAGGCGGCUUACCCGCUGCUAUGCUUGUGCCACCAGCACAGCAGUAUGGUCAUCAUGGACUAGGAGCGCAUCUUGCGCCGCAUCUGCCACCAUUCAUACCACAAGCACACUUUGCACAGCCAGGCCUUCAAGCAGCGCACACCGAUGCCACAGCAGAACGACCGUCUUCCCCGGCGCCGAGUCAAGCUGAUAAUCAGCAGCGCAGUGCUUCCCAGCCUCCGCGUCGACCACACGGCCAAGGCGUGAUCCUCGAAGGCAGAGGUCCCAACGGAGAACGCUUCCAUUUCCAGCAGCAUAUUCAACUUGGUCCGCAAAUUCCUGCUCUUGGUUUGCCUCACAUGCCCCACUUCGGUCAGCACCUACCGCCACCGCCACCGCGACGGAAUGGGCCCAGUGCUGUCGAGCAGGCUCGUGACAACCUUGCUGAAAUGCGACGUAUGCUGGCCGACCUCCGCGGACUUGAUGGAGCAACUGAUGAGCAGCGGAGUCGCAUUGAGCGAUUGCAGCAACGCACUGAAGAAGUGCAAAGCUUCGUUGACCCAUUCAAUAUUGGCGGCUCUACUGCACCUGCCGCCACAGCUCUGAAUAAUUUGCGUGCUUCAGGUACCGCGCAAGGCAUGCCCGUGCCACGUGCAAGCUCGCAACUGCCUUCAAUAUUCGGCACCUCAGAUAUCCCGCACUUCAUACAGCAGCCCAGCCCCACCUCAAGAACGCCUGCCGAUGUAACGUGCUACUUACUAUCCUCGCCUGCUGGACCUCAGGCCAUCUUAUACUCUCCGCAGCACGGGACUUAUACUGGUGGUGUGGCGCCACAGCCGACACGUACAACGCAGCCAGCACCUAUGACCGCCAAUGAACGGCCUCUCGCCGAUCAGGCUCAAGCUGUGGCUGCUCAGCCCGUCGUAGCCCAAGCUGCAGCUGUACAACAGGACAAUCUUGGUGCUCUAGGUCCACUCAUCAAUCAUAUGUGGCAUCUAUUGCGUGUGCUCAUCUUCGCAUACUUCAUAAUCGGAGCAAAUCUUGGCUGGCGACGCCCUUUGGCUAUGCUGGCAAUCGCCAUUGGCUUCUGGUUACUUCGGCAGGGACCUCUCGGCGAGGGUGGCGUACUGCGGCGCUGGUGGGAUGGUAUCGUCAACCAAGGUCAGCGUCCAGUGCCAGUUGCGCCAGGAAAUAAUGGUCAGCAGCAAGGACAAGUUCAAGCUGGAAACAUGAGACCUGGCCAGAUGCCAACUCCAGCACAAGUCGCACAACGACUACUUGACGAAGACCGACAGCAGCGGAAUAAUCGAUUGUCCUGGCUCAGAGAGCAAAUCCGUCCUGCCGAGCGAGCACUUGCACUUUUAGUUGCUAGCCUGUGGCCUGGAGUGGGCGAAGCCUAUGUUAGAGCUCUCGAGGCCGAAGAGCGGCGAAGAAACGAGGAAGAGGUUGCUGCACGUAGGCGGGAGGAGGAAGAACGGCAGCAGCGGGAGGCGGAAGAGAAGAAGAAAGCCGAAGAAGCUGCAACAAGUACGGAGACUAGAAGCAGCUCUGGGGUUGCGAUCGCUGAAGGGGGCCCCAGUACGACUGUAACGGCAGAUGGGAGCGAUAAGAAUGACGCUUCAGAAGAGAGCCGGGCUGCAGCUUGAUACGAGCAAUUACUUUACACCCUUAUGGCUAGGACAACAAUCGUCGAAUAGCGGGUAUGCUGAAGGCUUCGGUCAUUAUGGCUCUCUGACCUCGAUUUGCACUCUCGUGUCAACCCUUUCAGCUUCUUCUUUUGCGUUGAUUCCGCUGUGACCUAGUGGCAUGACC